This is a messenger RNA of Entrophospora sp. SA101, 612 nucleotides long. The record is from the annotation of a GenBank genome assembly. Lineage: Eukaryota; Fungi; Glomeromycota; Glomeromycetes; Entrophosporales; Entrophosporaceae.
AUGUUUUCCAGUCUUCUUCCUAAACAAUCAUCAUCUCUUGCACCACUAUAUAGUAAUAUUAAUAAUAAUAGAGUUGAACUGCCUUCCAUUGAAGGUUUGGGUCAUAAUAGUCAUAACAAUUUCAUAUUCCCCAACGUCAUUAAUUCUUUCACUACUGACGCAAAUAGCAACAAUUUAAUAGACUCUCUAACUUCAAAUUAUGUGUCUGUUACAGCAACACUUUCUAAUAAUAACAGUAACGAUCAAUUUCCAACUUUGUCAUCUUCAUCACCAAUAUUACGAAAUAUGACUAAUAAUAUUAAUGAUAUUGAUGAUAGUAGUUUUUAUCAUUACAAUAAUAAGAAUGAUUGUCAUCAAAAUGAUGAUGAUAAUGAAGUUGUUGAAGGUGAUGAAGUAAUGGAAGAAGUUAUUAUUAAUGAUAAUAAUGAAAUUGGCAAUUAUAUUCCAAUUCAAUAUAAUUUCAAAUCUAUUCCUGAUUAUCCAGAUUAUGACCUAUGUGUGACUAUUCGUGUCUGUCCAAACUAUUUCAAUACCCAAAAUCAACAAGAAACAGUUAUAAAAGUAGAGCUUGGGGGAAUCAUGAUAGUGUUAGCUAUAAAUCGAAAAGAUUGA